AUGCGGUUGUCCAACAAGUCAAUCCUCCUCCUGGAGCUAGCUGGCGCGGCUCUCGCCAUGCCAUCCAGACGUGCUGUCACGGCUCCUGUGGCCGAUCAUGCCAGAGCCCACGAUGUCAAGGAAGCCUUUGAAAUUUCGUGGAAUGGCUACUAUAAGCACGCCUUCCCUCACGACACUCUCCACCCCGUGACCAACAGCUACGUGGAUGAUCGGGCCGGAUGGGGAGUGACUGUUGUCGAUGCGCUUGACACGGCUAUUGUCAUGAACAGCUUGGAGAUUGUACAGCCAAUGUUGGAUCACAUUGCCAAGAUUGACUUUACAACGACGGCCAAGGCCAACGAGGCCAUUUCGCUCUUUGAGACCAACAUCCGAUAUCUUGGCGGCCUUCUUUCAGCGUACGACUUGCUCAAGGGCCCAUAUAAGCACCUGGGAGCUGAUGCCGGCAAGGUCGAUGCGCUCUUGAAGCAAGCUCAGUCACUUGGUGACAGCCUCAGUGUGGCAUUUGAUACCCCGAGCGGUAUUCCCGACCCAACCAUCUUCCUGAACCCAACCAAGAAAAACAGCGGCACUGAUAGGAACAAUAUUGCCGAAAUUGGCACCCUGGUUCUUGAAUGGACCCGUCUCAGCGACCUGAGCGGCAACAAGACGUACGCCGAGCUGGCGCAAAAGGCAGAGAACUACCUCCUGCACCCCACGGGGGCUCCCGAGGCGUGGCCCGGCUUGAUCGGCACCUGGGUCAGCACCGGGGACGGCAGCUUCUUGGACAGCAGUGGCGGUUGGUCUGCUUACGACGACAGCUUCUACGAGUACCUGAUCAAGAUGUACGUGUACGAUCCCAAGGCCUUUGGCGAGUACAAGGACCGCUGGGUGGCCGCAGUGGACUCGACCAGGAAGCAUCUCGUGUCGCACCCAACGACCCGGAAGGACUUGUCUUUCCUGUCUGCGUACAGCGGACAGCAAACCAUCCCUAGUUCCGGACACUUGGCCAGCUUCGCCGGCGGCAACUUCAUCCUGGGCGGCAUCGUCCUCGGCGAAGAGAAAUACAAGCAACUCGGGCUCCAAAUCACCGACUCGUACUAUGAGACGUACGUCCAAGAAGCAGCCGGCAUCGGCCCAGAGGGCUUCAACUGGGUAGACGCAGGCCUGUCGGCCGACAGCCCCAACAACAGGCCGCCGCCGGCGAACCAGGCCGAGUUUUACAAAAAGGCCGGCUUCUACAACACAUCGCCCUACUACAUCCUGCGGCCCGAAACCGUGGAGUCCGUCUACUACGCGUACCGGCUCACGGGCGACAAGAAGUACCAGGACAUGGCGUGGGCCGCGUUCCAGCAGAUCCGGAGGCUGUGCCGCGUAAACGACGCCUAUGCCGAGCUGACCGACGUCUCCAAGAAGAACGGCGGCAGCUUUGUAGACGAGAUGCAGAGCUUCUGGAUGGCCGAGACGCUCAAGUACCUGUACCUCACCUUUGCGGCCGACGGGCCGGUGCAUGUGCAGGGCCAGGGUGCCGCGAACCAGUUUGUGUACAACACCGAGGCGCAUCCCGUGGCCGUGAGGGGAUGA
Messenger RNA from Metarhizium acridum CQMa 102, 1560 nucleotides. NCBI's taxonomy places the organism in Eukaryota, Fungi, Ascomycota, Sordariomycetes, Hypocreales, Clavicipitaceae. The record is from RefSeq and is a predicted model, not a curated record.